UAUGUCUAUAUAUAUAUAUAUAUAUAUAUAUGUGUGUGUGUUUCUCUCCAUUUAUAUCUCUACCUUAGUAAGUUAUAAACAUCUUCUUCAGUUUAAUUUCACAGGUUUCGAGUAUGAGUUCUUUAAAUUCCCAUGACCGUGUUCCCAGGAAAGAACUGAUGAUGAACGGUAUUCGUCCAUCUCCAUUGAAGAUCAACAAAGGCUCUCAUGUCAUUCAAAAGCCAUCUUCUUCAUCAGCUCUUCAUCACCCAAAGCAACAACAACAACAGCGACAGGGUCCGCUCAUCAUUUACACCCAUUCCCCCAAGAUUAUCCACACGCAGGCUCGGGAUUUCAUGGCCUUGGUUCAAAAGCUUACAGGGCUUUCCAGAUCCGACGGUGAAGUUGUUAAGCAAACUGCAGCUCCCCCACCAUCGCGACCGUCACACAAGAACAAGAUUAUUACCAGACAGGAAGAUAACGAAACCUCUUCUGCAAUUACAGAUGAUGUCUGCUCGUCUUACGUUGCUACGACUGUGAGUCCUAUAAGUCAGUUUCUGGUUGAUAUGCCUCUCUUUACACCGAGUUCCACAGAUUUCUUUUGCUCAACGAGGCCGCCUGCUCAAAAGUUUGCUGAUGUGGGAACUUUGAACUCACCAAAUUUGCUUGAAUUCAUGAAAGGGCUCCCAGAUUACUGAACAAAGGAAGGGUUUUUUUUCUUUUUUUUCUUUUUUCUUUAUCAAAUGAUGAUAAAUUGUUUCAUGUUCAUAGUUGUUGGUUAAUUCUCUGUUAAUUUGUGAUUAAACAUCACCUGGAUUUAAUUCAUUCAUUUAAACGUCCGAA
This is a messenger RNA of Gossypium arboreum, 822 nucleotides long. RefSeq names its product VQ motif-containing protein 8, chloroplastic. The record is from RefSeq and is a predicted model, not a curated record. The transcript has a single exon. The coding region runs from base 114 to 677 and encodes 187 amino acids. Gene Ontology annotation, cellular component: nucleus. Lineage: Eukaryota; Viridiplantae; Streptophyta; Magnoliopsida; Malvales; Malvaceae.